Molecule: messenger RNA, 4413 nt
Organism: Homalodisca vitripennis (glassy-winged sharpshooter)
Lineage: Eukaryota; Metazoa; Arthropoda; Insecta; Hemiptera; Cicadellidae
Product: sodium/calcium exchanger 3-like
Exons: 16
Coding region: 160-2739 (859 amino acids)
Biological process (GO): transmembrane transport; cell communication; calcium ion transport
Cellular component (GO): membrane
Molecular function (GO): calcium:sodium antiporter activity
Source: RefSeq, a predicted model, not a curated record
CUAUUGCUCCUCUCCCCUAUCCUCGCGUCAUUCCCUCUCAGUGCUGGGUCCUGUCAGUCUGUGUUUGUGGCCAGUGGUUACCGGCUAGUGUCACUCUAAUUAGCCGGUCGACCGGUAGUUUGUUUACAUCUGCUGCAUCCAGCGAUAUAUAUCUGAAAAAUGACGCAUGGGAACACCUCAUACUAUGAGUGGGGGCCACCAGAUGUGUGUCCUCCAGCUCUUAUCCUGCCCAUACUAGACGAGAGGUCCUGGAACCUGACUUUCCGUGCUAUCAUCUAUCUGCUAGCCUUAUUCUACUUCUUCCUGGGUGUUGCCAUUGUCACUGAUGUCUUCAUGUCAUCCAUUGAAGUCAUAACCAGCACCACUCGCAAAGUCUACCUCGCUAAGACCAAGUCCAAGAAGAACCAAGUGGUGUCUACAAUCUCUGGAUCAGAAAAUGGAAAAUCAGACUUGUCAGGGAAUGGUAGCUACAACUCAGUGGGUGGUGUAGUGGCAGGCCUGCGAGAGGAUGAGCCAGAGGUGGUGGAGGUGCGUGUGUGGAACGACACUGUUGCCAACCUCACCCUGAUGGCGUUGGGCACGUCAGCUCCUGAAAUACUGCUAUCAGUGGUGGAAAUCGUAGGUCAUAACUUUGAAUCGGGCGCGCUAGGUCCAGGCACCAUCGUUGGAUCUGCUGCAUACAACUUGCUCAUUAUCACCAGUGUUUGCAUGCUCGCUCUGGAGGUUGGAGAUACCCGGCGCAUUGCGCGGUUCAAGGUAUUUAUCGUGACCGGAUUAUUCAGUUUCUUUGCUUACAUCUGGCUUCUGGUGAUCCUACGUUUUGUGACCCCCAAUGUCGUAGAUCUGUGGGAAGCUUCAGUUACAUUUGCUCUCUUUCCAAUCCUUGUGUUUUUCGCUUAUGCGGCAGACCGUGGCUGGUGUGGACUCAGUGCACUGCGUCCGCGUAACAAACAGCAACUGGAGCUGGGACCUCUGCAAGGUGAACAAAGCCAGAAGAUGUUGUUGGAGCGUAACUUCUUUAAAGAAGGUAAACUGGACAAAGGAAAUUUGGUGGAGUUCGUGAGAGAAGUAAAAAAAUUCCCAGGAGUGAGUGAUGAAGAAGCAGCUGUCUUAGCUGCUGCCAAGUUGGUGAACUCUCAGCCGCACUCAGCUGUCUGGUACCGUAUUGGAGCUGUGCGCCAGCUGACUGGUUCUCGGCGCAUUGAGCCUGUUCUGAACACUCGCCUCAAAGAGGUGUACAGUGCCUUGAAUGAGCACAAAGAGACAAAGGCUGAGCCACCACAGGUUCCAGACACAGACAAGAACGCAGUAGUGGAGUUCCACGCAGCGACAGUCGCAGUCAAGGAGAAGAUCGGAAAGUUUGCUGUCACUAUCUGGCGACAUGGUAACCUCGAGCCUCAAAUUAGAGUCAGAGUCAAGACGAUUGAUGGGACUGCUCGAAGAGGGGAAGACUAUGUGCCCAUUAAUGAGAUUAUCACCUUUGAGCCACAACAACGGGAAAAACAGGUAAUUGUAGAAAUUGUGAAUGACAACAAAUGGGAGCCAAACGAAGAGUUUUUCCUCCGACUGAGUCUUGUUCAUGGAGAAAAUCAAAAUGCAGUACUCGGCCACCUCUCCAUCAUGGAAAUCACCAUAUUGGAUGAUGAUAAUCCUGGAAUUAUUGCAUUUGAGAAACGAGGAAUGCUGGUGAAAGAAAGUGCAGGAUUUGUGCGUGUUCCAAUUAUCCGGUACAAGGGCUCAGACGGAGAGGUUUCUUUCAAGUACAAGACUAUUGAUAGGUCUGCUCUUUCUGGCCGUGACUAUGUGGGUGGCAGUGGCACAAUCACCUUCAAGAAUAUGGAGACCCGACUUUUGCUGGAGAUUCCAAUCAUUAAUGAUUUCGAUCCUGAGAAAGAUGAACACUUUGAGGUGGAGUUGUUUGACCCCACCAAUGGAGCUCGUAUCGGCAAUAUCAACAGAAUGGCUGUUACGAUCGCUAAUGAUGAUGACUUCAACACAGUGAUGGACCGGCUUAUGGUUAUGACGAACACCAAUAUUGACGCUCUGAGGGUCCACACGAAGACAUGGGGUGAGCAGAUUAAGACGGCGAUGAGUGUCAAUGGAGGGGAUCUAGAGAAUGCCACCUGUUGCGACUAUGUCCUCCACUAUUUCUCCUUCUUCUGGAAGGUGUUAUUUGCUCUCCUGCCUCCACCUCAGAUAUUCAGGGGAUGGCUGUGUUUCUUCACUUCCCUGGCAGCCAUUGGCUUCAUGACCGCAAUUAUCGGUGACAUUGCAACGAUCUUUGGCUGCUUGGUUGGCUUAAAUGAUACCAUCACAGCGAUAACCUUGGUGGCUAUGGGAACCUCUUUGCCUGACACAUUCGCGUCACGGUCGGCCGUGCGUGGAUGCAAGGAUGCAGACAGCUGUGUUGGCAACAUCACCGGCAGUAACUCGGUCAACGUGUUUCUGGGUCUGGGACUGCCUUGGUUCAUGGCGGCGGUCUACCACUUCUCUAAGGACUCGGUUUUCCGUGUGGAGGCUGGUCCACUGGGAUUCAGCGUGCUGAUGUACUCUAUCGCUGCUAUUGUUGCUGUCUGCUUGCUGGUGCUGAGACGAAAUCUGGCAGUUUUUGGCAAGGCGGAGAUCGGAGGUCCCUCGUCCACCCGCUAUCUCUCAGUCUUCAUACUAGUCCUCUUGUGGGUCCUGUACAUCACCCUUUCUUGCCUGCAUACUUACGGCAUCAUCACCUUUGACUUCUAAAUUCACUGUGAGUUACGUUCAGAGGGUGAAUGUUGUUAUUGCAGUACUAUCCAUCGUUGCUGUGGUGAUUCCAUAUAAAACAUUAGAUUGGUAACUAUCUCUUCUUGAAGAACUAGUUGUAAACCUAGUUGUAAUGCAAGUACUGUCACAGUGUGACAGUAGGAAAUGGACCUUAUCUUCUUGCUAUAUUUCAUAAGCUUAUAGUGACUUGAUACUUAAUUUGUUCUCAGUUCGUCCACGGUGAGUUAUUUUGUUUUUUUAUGCUUCCAUGAAGCAUUUUCAAUCAUGUUUCGUUGUUCGAUAUGUAUAUGUAUAUAUAUCCAAAUUUGCAAUUAUUAUAAAUUUGAUUUACUAAUUUAUAUUUUAAGCUAUAGUUAUUUCCUUAGGUUUAAUUUCAUUUCAAAGAUGUUUAUGCUUUUCUGUAAAAUGAUCCUAUAGGCAACUGUUUUUUUUUUUUUUAUUUUCAUUAUUUUAAAGCUGAGUGGGUACUGUACAAAACUGGAAGAUCUAAUUUAUUUUUAAAAACUGAUCUUAAUUAACUAUAUAUAUUUUGUUUACCAAAUUAGAGUUAACAUGAAGACUUUUAUCAAACCGUCCAUGAGUACAAAAACAGAGCAUAUAAAAGUGUUCAGUUUUAAUUAAAUUUCAGUCAUAUGUUCCUGUAUUGAAUAAAAAUGCAAUUAUGUCAAAACCUUUAACAUUUUUAAAUAGAACAAGUCCUUCUAGUGAGGUGUGAUGGCAGGAAAAGAGAACCUCCUUUAAUGUGAACCUGUGUAUCUCGCAUUGAAAAUAAGUAUCAGUGCCUAUCCACCAUGUGCCUAAAAGAGUGAAAACAUUUUUAUCCUGAUUUAUCAUAGUUAUUUAGUGAAUAUUCAACCUAUAUAUGGCUAUUUUAUGUGUGUUGCACAAAUAAUUACUUUUAUAUUUUUAUUAAAUAAUAAAUGAAUCAAUUUAUCUAAGUUUUGAGAAACAAAAUGCUAAAUAAAUGUUUUACACUUUUUAUUAUAAACAUUUUUACAUAUAAGAUUAAGAUAUGUUUAAUAUCUAGAACUGACAUUAUUACAUUUUAGAUUUAAGGCCAAGAUGAUAUAUUUUCUAUAUUAAGUUAUUUUAUAUAAAUAAAACUAUUUCUUGUUCAUAUUUUUCAUAGUGUAUUGUUACAAUUUAUUAAUAAAGUAAUUUUUCUAAUAAAAUUGAACUACGUUUUGAAAAUUAAACAGUAUUGUGAGAUUCCCAAGUUCAUAAUAAAUCCAGUUCCUAUCAACCCCAAAAGUGUUUAAAUUAUGCUUCAGAGCUUAGAAGCAGCAAAGUUAGCUAAGCCACUAUUACGUAGAAUAAUACAUAAUCACCGAAAAAAUUGUACAAAAUUUAAAGAAUCAGCUCAAACACUAAUUGAGAUGGGUUUGCUUUUAUUCACAGACUUAACAACAUUCUCAUGUUGACAACUUAAUAAUUUAAUCUACUUAUCUUUCAAAAUAACAUAUCAUGCUCAGAGUAAAUAAUAAAAAACAGAGAGAAAAGUGUAUGUUAAAAGUGAUGCCAAAAUUUGAUUACUAAAUGCUCUCACAUUGUGUGGCCUCCCUAGCUCACCAGUAACAGUCUCUGUAAAUAGUAAUAUCUUCAGUCUGUGCUUGUUUCCGUCAUGUAUCACACGGUGCCAAUAUCAAAUUCAUC